Molecule: messenger RNA, 1506 nt
Organism: Morus notabilis
Lineage: Eukaryota; Viridiplantae; Streptophyta; Magnoliopsida; Rosales; Moraceae
Product: 3-ketoacyl-CoA synthase 19
Exons: 1
Coding region: 115-1506 (463 amino acids)
Biological process (GO): fatty acid biosynthetic process
Cellular component (GO): membrane
Molecular function (GO): acyltransferase activity, transferring groups other than amino-acyl groups
Source: RefSeq, a predicted model, not a curated record
AUAAUAUUAAAUAGCUCAUUUCCAAAUCUCUCUCUAUAUAUACUUAAAUACACCUCUCCGUCUCCACAAAAUCUUUCUUUCACUCUCUACUAUUAGUAUAAUAUCUUUCUAGCCAUGGAGCUCCUCAUGGAGAUAUCCCUUUUCUUGGCAAUUUCAUACGCCUUUUUCUACCUCACCAAAUCCCUCCUCCGAAAACGACACCAAUGCUGCUACAUGCUUGCCUUCGAGUGCUACAAACCGCCGGAAGAAACCAAGCUCAGCACCGACGCCUGCGCCAAAAUAGUCCUCCGAAAUGGAAACCUCGGACUUGACGAGUUCCGCUUCCUCCUCAAGACCAUCGUCAGCUCCGGCAUUGGCGAGGAGACCUACUGCCCGAAGAACGUCCUCGAGGGCCGUGAAGAGUCUCCGACGCUAACCGACGCCAUCUCCGAGAUGGACGAGGUAAUCUUCACAACCCUAGACAGCCUCUUCGCAAAAACCGGGGUCUCGCCGGCGCAAAUCGACAUCCUCGUCGUCAACGUCUCGCUCUUCUCGCCCGCGCCGUCGCUGACGUCGCGGAUCGUGAACCGGUACAAGAUGAGGGAGAACAUCAUGUCGUAUAACCUCUCCGGGAUGGGCUGCAGCGCCAGCAUAAUCGGCAUAGAUCUCGUCCAACACCUCUUCAAGACUCAUGAAAACUCCUACGCUAUUGUCGUCAGCACCGAGUCCUUCGGCCCCAACUGGUACUGCGGCAAAGAGAAGUCGAUGAUGCUCUCGAAUUGCCUGUUCCGGUCCGGCGGUUGCUCCAUGCUGUUCACUAACAAGAACGAGCUAAAGAAGAAGGCGAUUCUGCAGCUGAAAUGCCUCGUACGGACGCAUCUCGGAGCUGACGAUGAAGCGUACGAGUGUUGCAUACAGUUGGAGGACGAGAAGGGGUACGAAGGGUUUCGGUUGACGAAGAAGCUUACGAAGGCGGCGGCGAAGGCGUUGCGGCUUAAUCUCCGGAUUCUGGUGCCCAAAAUCCUGCCGGUGAGGGAGAUUCUAAGGUACUGGAUUGUUAACCUAAUUAGGAACAAGAGCAAUAAGGGCGAUCCACAACUUACGAGUAGUGGUGCGAAUAAUUUGGAUUUCAAGACCGGGGCAGAGCAUUUUUGCAUCCACCCCGGUGGGCGAGCGGUGAUAGAUGGGGUCGGGAUGAGCUUAGGGUUAAGCGAGUAUGAUUUGGAGCCGUCGAGGAUGGCGCUUCAUCGGUUCGGCAACACUUCGGCGGGCGGGUUUUGGUACGUUUUGGGGUACAUGGAGGCAAAGAAGAGGCUCAAGAAAGGAGAUAGGAUUUUGAUGAUGAGUUUUGGAGCUGGGUUUAAGUGCAACAAUUGUUUGUGGGAGGUUAUGAGGGACUUGGAUGAUGUGAAUGUGUGGAAAGGGAUUAUUGAGAGCUAUCCUCCAAGCUCACUUGCUAAUCCUUUUAUGGAGAAGUAUAGUUGGAUCAACGAUGAUUAUCUUGGCUUUGUUCGCCUUGAGCGUUAA